GUUUACACGGCAGCAAAGUUUGUCUUGGCAACAGGCGAAAGACCGCGCUACCUCGGCAUUCCUGGAGACGAGGACUACUGCAUCACAAGUGAUGACCUCUUCUCCUUACCUUACUGCCCUGGGAAGACCCUGGUUAUUGGUGCAUCUUAUGUGGCUCUGGAGUGUGGCGGCUUCCUCGCUGGACUGGGUCUUGACGUCACCAUUAUGGUGCGCUCUAUUCUGCUGAGGGGCUUCGACCAGGAAAUGGCCAAUCGUGCUGGUGAACACAUGGAGGAUCACGGUGUCAAAUUUGUCCGCAAAUAUGUUCCAGUAAAGAUAGAGCAGUUGGAAGCAGGCACUCCCGGCAGGCUGAAGGUGACGGCUAAGUCCAUUGAGACUGAUGAGGUCAUUGAGGAAGAGUACAACACUGUAUUGAUAGCAGUAGGUCGAGACGCAUGCACUGACAAGAUUGGCUUGGACAAGAUAGGCGUCAAAGUUAACCCAAAGAAUGGCAAGAUCCCCGUCAGUGAUGAAGAACAAACAAAUGUGCCCCACGUCUACGCCAUCGGAGACAUCUUGGAGGCCAAGUGGGAACUAACCCCCGUUGCUAUCCAAGCCGGCAAGUUGCUGGCACGGCGCCUUUACAAGGGUUCAACACUCAAGUGUGACUACAUCAACGUUCCCACCACUGUGUUCACUCCGCUGGAGUAUGGCUCAUGUGGCCUGUCUGAGGAGAGAGCCACAGAGUUGUACGGACAAGAAAACCUUGAGGUAUACCACAGUCUUUUUUGGCCUCUGGAAUUCACUGUGCCUGGCAGGGACAACAACAGAUGCUAUGCCAAGAUUAUCUGCAACAAACUAGACAAUGACCGAGUCAUUGGCUUCCACUACCUUGGUCCCAAUGCAGGAGAGGUAACGCAAGGCUAUGGAGUAGCCAUGAAAUGUGGUGCAACAAAGGCGCAGCUGGACGGCACCAUUGGCAUCCACCCGACUUGUGCUGAGCAAAUUUAAAAGAUGCUUUAAAUC
Messenger RNA from Nerophis lumbriciformis (worm pipefish), 1005 nucleotides. Its product is annotated as thioredoxin reductase 1, cytoplasmic-like. Gene Ontology annotation, biological process: glutathione metabolic process; cell redox homeostasis; cellular response to oxidative stress. The record is from RefSeq and is a predicted model, not a curated record. Gene Ontology annotation, cellular component: cytosol; mitochondrion. Lineage: Eukaryota; Metazoa; Chordata; Actinopteri; Syngnathiformes; Syngnathidae. Gene Ontology annotation, molecular function: glutathione-disulfide reductase (NADPH) activity; flavin adenine dinucleotide binding; thioredoxin-disulfide reductase (NADPH) activity.